Hemibagrus wyckioides is the source of this 8822-nucleotide messenger RNA. RefSeq names its product neurocan a (gene ncana). Gene Ontology annotation, biological process: cell adhesion. Gene Ontology annotation, molecular function: hyaluronic acid binding; calcium ion binding. The transcript has 14 exons. The record is from RefSeq and is a predicted model, not a curated record. Lineage: Eukaryota; Metazoa; Chordata; Actinopteri; Siluriformes; Bagridae. Bases 1 to 3177 code for a protein of 1058 amino acids.
AUGGAGGGUGUGUGUGUUCCCAGUGGGCUGCAGGCUCUCUUAGUGCUCCUCUGUCUCUCCAGUGGAUGUGGUCUGAGUGACGCAGAAAGUCUUAUUACUCUGCGUAAAGUGACGCACCAUACAGUGCAAGAACCUCUCGCAGGCUCCGCCCUCCUUCCCUGCGUCCACACCCUGCCACUCGGCUCCUCCCACCAAGGCAGGACUCCGGACGUUCAAUGGACCCGGCUUCAGGGUGACACAGAGAUCAUUGUGCUCUCGUUGGAGAAUAGGGAAGUUCGUGUACAGCAGGCAUACCAAGGCCGGGUCAGUGUCCCGGGGUACCACUCAAACAACCUGAACUUCUCGCUGGCUGUCUCUCAGCUUCGUACCAACGACUCUGGGGUCUUUCGCUGCCACGUGUUCCUCGGGGACACUUAUGAGCAGGACACCGUCACGCUGGAGGUUACAGGGGUUGUGUUUCAUUACCGAGUGCUGUCUGAGUCCUACUCUAUGUCGUUUGUGGACGCUGAGCGGGCGUGUGAGCAGAAUUCGGCUCAGAUCGCGUCCCCAGAACAACUCUGGGCUGCUUUCCACUCAGGUCUGGAGGAGUGCUCGGCCGGCUGGCUCAGCGAUCAGACCGUCAGGUACUCGAUUCAGAAACCAGAGCUGGGCUGCUAUGGACACAGCGAAAACAUGCAAGGGGUGAGGAAUUAUGGGAAACGAGAUGCCUCCGAGCUGUUUGACGUGUACUGCUUCGCCAGCGCCAUGCAAGGUGAAGUGUUCCCUCUGUCGGCUCCGGGGAAUCUCACCCUGGCCGAGGCCGUGGCUCAGUGCGGUGUUCUGGGUGCUCAGCUGGCCACGGUGGGUCAGCUCCAUCUGGCAUGGCGCUCCGGCCUGGAGCACUGCGAACCUGGGUGGCUUGAAGAUGGCAGUGUGAGGUACUCAGUGAUUAAACCACGUCCUGAGUGUAGGAGCCGAGAUCCAGGAGUCCACACCGAAUCAUCCACAGAGCUGGCCAAUGGGACUGCCAUGCUCAGUGCAUUCUGCUACAGAGAAACACAACAUUCCUCUACCGAGCCACCUGUCCCCCAGACAUCAAACUGGACCGGUCAAGUAGAUCUGAACACCGAUCCGGUUGUGGUCAGCAAAUCCGUCUCUGAUGAUUACAUCAUGGCGCGUCUCUGUGUAGAGGACGGCUCUCUGGACUGGAGUAACCAGGCAGAUACCACCCAAAAUACCUGGCAGGAUGUCUCUAUGCCGCUAUCUGACAUCACCACCGAGACGCCCAAAGAGGGAAAUAAAGGAGAUGAAGUUACAACAGUGCCCUUGCCAGUACCAACCACCACUCCGAACAAAGACUCCAUCAGAAGUGUCAUGAGCUCCUGGUGGAAACCGUGGAACUUCCUGUCAGGAAACAAUGAGGAGAAGAAGGACACCACUGCGAGUCCUUUGACCACAGUACCGGGUGUGAUGAGCACUACGGUCCUCGAAGUGGACGCUAACACGAAAUCUACCACUUCUCCAGCGUCAGGACCAGUGUCAUGGUGGUCACGUUCAUGGUUCAACAAAUUCUCCACAACUGGAGAUAAAAUGACUGCUUCCCCUCAGCUCGAAAACACAGAAGCCCCAUCAAUAGUCUUGGUCGAGACCACAAAAGAAAACCUGGAACAAGGCAUGACCACAGCUACAGAAGAUUGGACAGAGGUGACUGAGGUUCUCCAGCUUGGAAGCAUGACGCCUGACAUGGAGAAGGAGGUUGUGCCCUCUGUAGUUUCAGUCAAAGAAGAAGAAAAAGAAGAAGAAGACAAGGAGAAAGAGACUGGGCUAACACAAGAGGAAUUUAGAGAGGAGAGCAGGACAGAGGCAGAGGGUAGCUCCUGGGGGGAUGUGGAUCUAUCAGAAAGUACCACUGCAUCCCAUACAACAGGGCAAGUCCUAACUAGUGUGUCCCCUAGCAUGAAAGGUACUGUAGAGACAACUGCACAGCAAGUAGAGGAGAUAACAGCCGCUGAGGCUCGAGGAGAGAUCCAGUACGAACUGAAGACAACAGCGAGCCAAGUCGACCAAAAAAUAACCACUGUGUCUGUCUCCACGACUUCUCCUGGUUCUGACAAGGAAGAAGGAGCCCAGACCACCUUGAUUUCUGAUCUUCCCACUUCGUCUCCUCAAAGCCUGACAGAAAGAGGAGUCAUCUCUCCCACGGCUUCCGAUGAGUACCAUCUGUCAAUCUCCAGUACCCUGUUGCCUGGCAACCCAGAGAGCGGCCUUGGCAACUCUGAUUCCAGCAGGAACAAUGGAUCUGAAGACUCAGCAAUGGACAGAUGCAGUUGCUUGCACGGAGGGACGUGUCUCCCUCAUGAUGAGGGCUUCCAGUGUUUCUGCCCGCAGGGAUAUACAGGAGAGAGCUGUGAGAUCGAUGUAGAUGACUGUCUGUCCAACCCAUGUGAGAAUGGAGGAACCUGCAUUGAUAAAGUGGACUCCUUCAUCUGCCUGUGUUUACCCAGCUACAGUGGAGACAUGUGUGAGAAAGACACUGAAGGCUGUGACCAUAACUGGAAGAAGUUCCAUGGACACUGUUACAAAUUUUUCAGCCGCCGGCACACCUGGGAGGACGCUGAGAAGGACUGCAGAGAGCUCAGUGGCCAUCUGACCAGCGUCACCUCCAGCAUGGAGCAGGACUUCCUCAAUGGCCUGGGUCAUGACAAUGUGUGGAUUGGGCUGAACGACAGAACAGUGGAGGACGAUUUCCAAUGGACUGACAACGUGGACUUGGUUUAUGAGAACUGGCGCCAGAACCAGCCGGAUAAUUUCUUUGCAGGUGGAGAAGAUUGUGUGGUGAUGGUCUCUCGAGAGGACGGCAAGUGGAACGAUGUGCCUUGUAACUACAACCUGCCCUACAUCUGCAAGAAGGGCACAGUGAUGUGUGGCACUCCUCCUGCUGUGAGAAACACGUAUCUCGUGGGUCGGAGGCGAGCGCACUACGACAUCCACUCAGUGGUACGUUACCAGUGCGCCGACGGCUUCUUCCAGAGACACGUCCCGACGGUGCACUGCCGACCCAACGGCACCUGGGAGAGACCCAGGAUCGUCUGCACCAAGUCACGGAGGUCUCACCGUUACCGCCGGCAACAUCACAGAUAUCACCACGAGCACCGGCGACACCGCAGACACGGCUUAGGCCACAGGGGGCGGGACUAGAGCCUCCAUUCUCCGCCCACAGGUCCCUGUGUGCUAUCACUUCCUUUACUGGAAGUGAGAGGGCCUUCAUGGACAGAAAUGGUCAUACAUCCUUCUUUUCUUUUUUUUCCUCCCUCCCUUCUUUCUCUAGAGUCUUUCUCUUCUUUCAAAGAGUGUGUUCUGACUCAUCUUUCCUCUGUGUGUUCGGAUUUUUCAUUUCCCUCUCGCUAAAAAAACUGACUCUUCUAGCAUCGCCGCUACUAUACAACCUAGUCGUGGGUGUUUACUAAAAGUUCUUGAUGAUGAGAUGAUGAUCGCAGCUCACGUUCUUCUGAGUAAGUCAUUAACCUGUGCGUUUGAGGGAGCAGGGUUAUGCUUCGCUAGGACGUUCGUGUUCAUUAUCGUCGUAGGGGCAGAAUGUUCUCAUAGGUCUUGCUGAGUAUCUGUUCGAUUAGAGUUCUGUAUAUCCACUUUGUAGUGCAAUAAUCAAUUCUUUAAUGAAUGUCGUCCAAAACCUUCCCAAAAACGACACACUCACGUCAAUGUCACGCUAUCGGUCACGCCUGUAUAUAUUACGGUAAACAAUAAUCAGUCCUUGUUAUGGCACAAUGAAUGAUUUUUCUUUCAAAUUCAUGAUUUUUAACAAGAACUUAUGGGUGUAAGGGUUGCAUAGGUGUGAAGAAAAACAAGACAUUGCUUUUUUACUUUCUAACGCUUUGGGUUUUUUUUGUUGUUGUUUUUUUUUCCCCUCAGAACAGGAGAAGGAGUGUUAGAUUUGAGUAAAAUGAAAUAAAUUUUAAAAAAACAGACAGAAAGGAUGUGCUAUUAAUACACCAUGACAAGUCUUCUGGAAUCGCAGUAUUUAGCACGCUUCCUUUCAACGGCGGUGUUCAUUAAAAAGUCAUUCACUUAAAGAGAAAAUAAAGGCACUUCAGUUCAGCACAUUACAUAUAAUGGAUGUAUCCUGGCACGUGUGUGUGUUUAUAUAUGAAUAAUUAGCACUUCAUAACGUGUUGCUGAUAAAAGUGCUGAAAUACACUGCAAUAUUUGUUCAUUUGGCCGACACCAGUGUGAGUUAUGUUCUUAUAAACUGUACUGGAACACUGAGGAAUUUUCUUAUCUAUCUAUCUAUCUAUCUAUCUAUCUAUCUAUCUAUCUAUCUAUCUAUCUAUCUAUCUAUCUAUCUGUCUGUCUAUCUCUAUCUAUCUCUCUAUCUAUCUAUCUAUCUAUCUAUCUAUCUAUCUAUCUAUCUAUCUAUCUAUCUAUCUAUCUAUCUAUCUAUCUAUCUAUCUAUCUAUCUAUCUAUCUAUCUAUCUAUCUAUCUAUCUCUCUCUCUCUCUCUCUCACCCACCCAGGUUUAGAUCCUUCUAGAAGUGAACUUUGACACAAACUGAGACGGACAGAGCAAAAAGUCCAAAAGUCUGAGACCACCCUGAACAUAUGGGAUUUUUUUUUUCCUUUUUUUAUUGAAAAUUGGAAAUAAACAGAAUUUUUUUUUUUAAGUAUUCAGUCUCUGGAAUAUCAGGAUUCUGCACUGUUUCUAGCUCCCGAUUGAAAUGUUAAACGUUUCAGUGUUUGAACUGGCCGUGUACAAAAAGGUCAGAUUUUCCUCAUGCCUGGUCUCUGCUGCCGAAGCGUGCGUCCAGACGACAUUUAGACUGAAAAUCAAAUCAAACUAUAUGGAUUUGAGCUCAAAUGGAUUAAGCGCACGCUGUCAUGAAAGCAAAAAUGGGACGUACCAAAUACUGAAAAACUCUAAGAAAGAUUUUCUCCUUAAAACUGUGGUCAGUGAUGUGGUCUAAGGUAUAUAUUCCAAAUUCAGCAGAUUUGGGUGGAGACGUGUCAUGUGACAUCAUCAGGCAAAGCCCUCUUUUAUUCACGUGCAUCAAACAUGAGUACAACUCUCAAUGAAAGAAAUAUUGAAUGUGUCUUCAUUGCUAGGAGACUUAAUUGAAGAAUCCUUUGCUUGUAAUUUCACUAAUUUGAGCAGAAAAAUAAAUAAUAAAAAUAAAAAAAAAUACAAAAAGUUGCAUUGAAAUUUUAGGGGAAAAAUUUUUUUGGAUGCAACAAUCAUCAAGCGAUUCAUCAUUAAAUUACAAAAAGAAAUGCGAAUUAGAAUUAUUUUUACUUGGGCUCUCAGACUUUUGGACCUCUCUAACUCUCCUGUCAGCGUAAAAAAUGUAAAAAUAAUAAUUAUCAUAUUUGGCAACUUAUGAUUUAUCUGUACAAUUAAGAGUUAAGGGCCUUGCUCAGGGGCCCAGCAUAGGCUGCUUAAUGGACCCAGGAUUUGAACCCACAACGUUCUGAUCAGUAGUCCACCAGCUUAACCCCUAUGCUACCACUUCCCUAAAGAUAUACCUCGAGUAAAAGCUUUCCCAUGUUCCUUCCCUAAUCUAUUAAUGCAUGGAACUAGCUAACUCGCUCUCCAUACAGUAUUACGUUCUAGCCUGAGCAUUGGUCUAUCAACUAAAUUUAUGAUUUGCCCACCACCUGUACCAUGGAAAAAACUGUACAUAUUUCUCUCAGCUAGUCUCUCCGACGUCUUUAGCACCGGAGCUGUGCGGCUAAUGUAGCUGGACGCUUAUGGCCACGGUUUGCAUGUGGAUUCUGACGCUUUAUAACCUUGUGACAUCACCAGCAUUGGGAUAAAUGUGGAGGUUGACCUGAUUAUGGGGCAAAAGUUGAUGGGCAAGGGGAUUAAUUUGACCACAAUAUGUGAGGGGAAAUGGAGGUUCGGGUUUGUUGCGGUGUUACAUAUGAUGCGAUGUGGAAUCAAGAACAGAAACGGACGCAGAAUCGCGUCAUAGGUUUGGGAAAGGUCCUGAUCUUAUAUAAAAAUCUACACUAUAAGGUACUUCUUACAAUGAUUGGGUGCUUAUAUUCUCCUAGUGCAUGUAUUCUUGGCAGAUUGUAUACCGUUUUUUGAAGUAAGUCAAAAUUUUGACGUUGCUUUCCAAAUCCUGCAGACUUUUACUCACUUACUCUAUCGUCUGAUUUGACAGUUUAGACUUAAUGCAAACUAACCUCCAAGGUGCGCGAUGAGUUUGAUGAUUUUACGGGAUAUGCGAGCCGGAUUUGGAUUACAGGAGCUUUCUUGGAAAAAGAUGCCUUUCUGUUCGAUCAUUACAGCACAUGCUGAAUCACAGAUGGCUCCUUAUUCUCUCGUAUUGUGUGAAAUAAUAGCUUCUACUCGGUUCUAAUAACCAGCUGCUAUUGAGUCACUAUACUGUGUGUUGAAUAUGCGUUCUUGUUCAUGCAGCUGCUUAAUCAGCCAAUCAUGUGGCUUGCAGCGUAAUAUUUCAAAAUCUCACGCAGAGACAAAUCGAGUUUCGGAAAAAAUGAUCGGAAAAAAGUUAACCUGAUCCUUUCAAUGUUCAGUUUUAGUGACUCUAGCCUCAGACUUUCCAGAAGAUUUCUGGAAAACGAUACGGUCGUCUGCUUGUUAUAGCACAACCACCUCAGAUCACUAAUCAUGAGAUGCUUUUCAGCUCACCACGCUUGUCUAGAGUGGCUAUUUGAGUUAACAUAGCCUUCCUAUCAGCUAAAACCUGGCUGUCAAAAGAACUGACACUCACUGGAUGAUUUUUUUGUUUGUUUUGUUUUUGUUGUUUUGUUUUUGUUUGGUUUUUGUUUUGUUUGUGUUUGUUUUUUGUUUUGUUUGUGUUUGUUUUGUUUUUUGUUAGUUUUUGUUUGUUUCUGUUUGUUUGUUUUUUGUUUUGUUUCUGUUUGGUUUUGUUUUGUUUUUUGUUAGUUUUUGUUUGUUUGGUUUUUUUUUUUUUUGAUUCUGUUUGUUUUCUGUUUUGAUUUUGUUUGUUUUUUUUUGUUUGUUGUUUUUUGUUUUUUUGUUGUUUUGUUUUGUUUCGUUUUGUUGCUUUUUUUUGCACCAUUUGGUAUCAAAUCCAGAGAUUAAAAAAAAGCUCGGUCUGUCAGAAGAACUGACGCUCAAUGGAUGUUCUUUUUUGUUUUGUUUUUGUUUGUUUUUGUAUUGUUUAUUUUUUUGUUACAUUUUUGUUUUUUGCACCAUUUGAUAUCAAUUCCAGAGAUUAGAAUCCCAGUGUGUCAGAAGAACUGGUGCUCAGUGGAUGAUUUUGUUUUGUUUUUGUUUGUUUUGUUUUGUGCACCAUUUGGUAUCAACUCUAGAAACCUUUAUGCAUGAAAAUCCCAGUCUGUUAGAAGAACUGAUGCUCACAGGAUGAUUUCCUUCAUUUUGUUAUUUUUAUUUGUUUUGUCUAUUUGCUUCGGUUUGUUUUGUUUUUGUUUGUUUUGUUUUUUUGGAUUUUUUUUGUUUCGUUUUGUUUUGGUUUGUUUUGUUUUUUUUACACCAUUUAUCAACCCCAGAGAUCUUCAUGCACGAAAAUCCCAAUUCAAUUCUAAUGGCUAAAUUUCUUAAUUCCAGUCACAGAGGCACGUUUCUUAUCUUAUUCUUGUCUUAUGUAGUGCACCAGCUGUGUAUUCGGGAGCCAUAUGGGAUUCAGCCAGUGUGUAAUGGGAAGUGUGUGAUUCCAGACCUUGUUAAAGCAGGAAGAGCCAGUGUGUAGUGUCCAUGCUUACUGCGACAAAAACACGAAAACAUCUGAAAUAACGGUGAAUUUAUAUCAUGUUUCUUAUUAUGAGAUUAAUUAUAGCAAUUAUAAAAUCAGUGAAGUCAUUUCUAGAACUUUUCUAGAAAUACUUGCUAGAGAGCAGCAAAUCUCAAUUCCUUCAUCUACUCAAAUCUCACAAUAAGAAAUAUUACAAAACACUUUUUCACUUUUAUAUCUAAUUUUUUUCCUAUGAAAUUUUAAGGGUUUGCUUUUAGCGUGCACCAGUUUGUGUGCUGUGAUUAAUUUAGGUUCAUGCUACCCUAUAUAUGUGUGUGUGUGUGUGUGGUUUUUUUUAGACUUUACUAAUUCAAACCCACACUUUAUAACAUUAGCAUUCAUCCGAUAGUAACAUUCAUAACCUAACACAUUGUGGGUGUUUUGUUUCCCAGUAUCUGUUCAUAAACGUGAGUGACUUCUCUGAAAUUAGCUUGUUGUCUUUUUUCUCGGAUUCUCUGUGUUUCUUUCUAACAUGUACAUGCUAGACAAAAAGACAUCUUAGAGCUGUUAUUGAUCCAUGUUGCGUUUUUAAUUCCUCUGACCGCCUUUUUGGUUUGUACACCGUGAUCUCUUCUUGUACUUUCGUUCUGAAGGAACUUUUUUUUUUUUUUGUGCCGACCUCAGAGCUUACAAUCUGGAAAAACUCUCCCUAAUUGAACCGGGUGUAAAAUUUCAGACCGACGUCUCAGUACCAACCCACAGAGGUGUCGGUAUUGAUCGGUCAGCAGGCUUGCCUUGUGGAAUAUUUUUCCUUACAUAAAUUCAUUUAAAGCAGGUCAAAUCGGGAGAUAUUUUGAGAUGGAUGUACUGCGGAGUAAUUGGACGAUGAUGAUGAGGUUGGAUUUGGUCUCUGAGAUAUUUAAUGUGUCCACUAUUUGGUGUUCUUAUGACUUCUCGUUGCUGUGUUUUGUUCUUUAUUAAACUGGAAACAGACAAACAAUAAAACUGAUUGCCUCAGUACCCUCACUGUUUAUGAGACCUUCUUAAUGGAUGACCGUCAAGUGCAAAUGUUUUUACGCUUCAAGGUGUUUUAACAGCAUGUGAAAUGUCAUACAAUAAGACAGCAAUUAUAAUACUAAUAAUAAU